Molecule: messenger RNA, 2900 nt
Organism: Neofelis nebulosa (Clouded leopard)
Lineage: Eukaryota; Metazoa; Chordata; Mammalia; Carnivora; Felidae
Gene: MAMSTR
Product: MEF2 activating motif and SAP domain containing transcriptional regulator
Exons: 10
Coding region: 288-1559 (423 amino acids)
Biological process (GO): regulation of transcription by RNA polymerase II
Cellular component (GO): nucleus
Molecular function (GO): transcription coregulator activity
Source: RefSeq, a predicted model, not a curated record
CAGCCCCAGGCCGCGGAGGAGGGAGAGACUCGGGGAACCCCGACGUUCGCCCCUCCCCCAGUGCCACCCAGACCGUGCUCCCGCCCCUUCUCAGGGUCCCGGGCGGAGCUCCUGUCUGCCCCGCCCCAUUUCACAGGCUCCUGCUCGCCCUACAAAGGGGUGUCCUGGGCGGUCCCGGGCUGGUGGGGCGGAGCCUGCGGCCUCCAGCCUUGACCUGGGGACUCAACCCGCCCCGAAGCACUACUGGCCGGAGCCCACCUGUCCAGGUCACCAUCACAGCCUUGGCAAUGACCCUCGCGGCUUCCUCCCAGCGCUCCCAAAUCAUUCGCUCCAAGUUCAGAUCUGUCCUCCAGCUUCGGAUCCACAGGCGGUAUCAGGACCCAAAAACCAGGAGUGCUGGCUGUCCCAGCAGAACCCCAGAAAGCUGCGAUUCGCAGCCACCACACCCCUUGGUGACUAAGGACGCGAUUCCUGCCUUCCUUGAGAGUAUAAAAGUCUGGGUCCCUAGAACCUCUGCCUUGCGGGCUCCUGGGGUUUCACUCCUUGGCCCCGCCCUCUCACGCCCGCGGUGGGGGGCUGUGGCCUGCAGGGCCCUCCUUCCCACACAGCCUUGUUCCUCCCUGCCUGGCUUGCUAUCUGCAGGCAUCUCGGGGUCCCUCACCACCUCUUCAGUCUUGGAUCCAGAUCCAUGGGUCUCAGCCACGGGCGCUGCUCUGGCCCCAGCCUCGCCCUCGGGUCCCACUCCUUUCCUCUUCAGUCCUGGGGACCUGCUCCCUGAAUCAGAAUAUGGCCCUUGGAGGUCCCUGAAGGAGUCUCCUAAGAUCUCCCAACAUUGGAGAGAGCCCAAGCCAAAGGGGAACUUGACAUACCACCAGUACAUGCCCCCGGGGCCGAGACAAGGGUCCAGGGUCGACCCCCAGGCCAAAAUGUUGGCUCUGGGUCCCCCUGGACCACCUCUGUGGGAAGGGACAAACUCCCAGCGGCCACCUCCUAGGAUGAAGCCCAUCCCCCUCACUCCCUCCCCGCCUGGAGUCCCCAGCGCCUCGCCCUCUCCACACAAGUUGGAACUUCAGACCCUUAAACUGGAGGAGCUGACGGUCUCAGAGCUCCGGCAGCAGCUGCGCCUGCGGGGCCUCCCGGUGUCGGGGACUAAGUCGAUGCUCCUGGAGCGCAUGCGCGGCGGCGCCCUGCCCCGCGAGCGGCCGAAGCCGCGACGCGAGGACAGUCCCGCGAGCGCUCCCUGGCCGCGCCUCAGGCCCAAGGCUCUGGGAGCAGUCCGGCGGCCGGGCUCGCUCAAGUCAGGCCGGAGCUGUCACCCUCCGCCUCUUCCACGUGCCGCUGAAACCCAGCCGACUGCGCCGGCUCCCGCGCGGGCUCCGGCGCUGACCCCUGCCUCGGCACCAUCCACGGCGGCCCCGAGUCUGGAGGAGGAGCUGCAGGAAGCCAUCCGCAGGGCGCAGUUGCUUCCGAACCGGGGCAUUGAUGACAUCCUGGAGGAUCAGAUGGAGCCCGAUGACCGACUCCCUUACAAAUACGGUGGCCCUGCCUGUACUGCGUGACCUCUCUGCAACUGGCCCGCGGUGAGUGCUGGGCUCAAACAUCACUCUGAUUGAGGCAUCGGAUUGUCUCUUUCCGGGGCUGUGAACCUGUGAACUCCAGGCCCGAGGAGUCUCUGUUGAGCCCUUGGCGCAUAGACCUCUCUACUUCCCCCAUUACCUCUUUGGUGACAGGUGGAAUCCUGGGGGAUGCCUACGCCGAAGGACUUGAAGUUGACCUCAGCUAAGACCGCUCAUUGUCAGCACCUACGCGUGGCCUCGGAGCGAGCCUGGGCCCCCUCACAGCAUGGUGGCUUCCGACACCUCGAUGGCGGCCGGAUGAGGGAAUGUUCCAGGCGGAAGUCCAAGCUGUCCUGGGGGACCGGCCACACACGCAGGCGAUCCGGGCGUCGGCCGCGAGGUUCUGUCAACCCCGCCUUCACUAGCGGGGAUCCGAGCGAGGUUCCACCGCCACGAGUGUUUACAGAGGGAACGGAUGGACCCGCUUCGAGUCCACUGAGCCAUGCUGCGCUCGGAGUUCUCAACAGUAAUCAUCCCAGGCCCUGGCAAGCCAGGGUUGCAGAAGCGGGGCCCCGGGGGUGUUGGGACGCACGCCGGCGACUGGCCAACAGGGCGGCGCUCUUUCGGAAACCGGGGGAAAGGUCCCCCCCACCCCCACCCCCACCCCGUUCCGGGCAAACUAGAAAAAAAUGAGCCAGGCCAAGGACACAGGGCUUGGAGAGGUGGUUGUCCGCUCUAUUUGAGCCGCGCUUGCCUCCUUGGCCAGGCGGCUUUGGGGAGCGAGCAGACAACCGAGUUCAAGGCUUCCCUGUUUUCUGUACGUACAUUGCUUCCUUCCUCCUCGGUAAGAGCGCCCCGCUUUUCCUCCUGUCCGCCGCCACAUCCUUCAGAGGAGGCUGAUCGACACCCCGGCUGAAGGGGGCAAAGAUUUAUUGAUUUGCAGCUAAGCCAAUCCCAGGGUCUUAUUCGCCUGGCCGUGUGUUGGGUCAGGCGGGCAUGUGAUACACUUCCGGCCAGUGAGCUAUGGGGGGGGGGGGGCAGUUGCAGGAGGGCUUUGGAAUGCGUCCCUCACUCUUCAAAAGGGACCGAAGAACGGACCUCUUUUUGGCUGCCUCGUGAAGAGGUUGCCCGCACGUGACAGCCGGUUAUGUGGCAGCCGUUUUGGGACCAUGGGGGGGGGGGGGGGGGGGUGGAGCGGUCUGAGAGGAGUUGAUGGCAGUUGAACAAGACGGAUGGAACUGGGGUUCCCGGUGACAUCGCCGAGCCGCUGCCUCGACGAACCCCAGAGAUGUGCCGCCUCCGCUCUUGUUGCGUGGGACACAGAAACGUGCUAUUUCAAGUCGG